UUACAGCAUCAGUCCAGGUUAAAGGUUGUUGAGUUUCGCUUUCCAGUCGUCAGAAAUUAAGCUUUCGUCAGUUUAAUGUCACAGGUGGAAGGAAACGCAGGCAGAGCUCGGACACGAUGGAGACAGAAAUACUGAGAAUGAUCUGCGCUGGCCAAGGAGCAGUCAACACGGAGGAUUUAGUGUAUAAUCUGUUUUCCGGAGAUCCCACGAAGUUGUCGGAGAUAAUUUGUAACAGAGAGAAAUUUCUUUCGUGUUGUCCAAACGGACAGCCGAAGGUGGUGGCCAGGACCCGCCUGAGACUUUGCAGAGUGAAAGACUGUCUGGGGAUAUGCAGGAGUCUGCACCUGUGCAAAAACAUCCUCUUCAGCGGAUUCUGUCAGUUCACUCAGCUCAGGAGGGGCUGCAGCUUCUCCCAUGAGCUGACCUCUGAGCAUAACCAAAGACUUCUGAGGCAGCAUGAGCUGGAGAGCCUGAGCCGAGAGGAGCUGUGCACCCUGCUGCUGCAGAGUGACCACACAGUUCUUCCUGAUAUAUGCCACGACUACAACAACGGUGUUGGACUGUUUGGCAGGUGUCAGGAUGGUGAUGGUUGCAAGAGGCUCCACAUCUGUGAGACCUACAUCAGCCGUGAAUGCAGCUGCUGGAAGAACCACGAUUUUAAUGCUCCACAGCCAUUCAGAGCUUUGCAAGCUAGAGGCGUACCUGACACACUCUUUCAGUCCUUGAAGGCUGCUUAUGCAAAUAAACAGGCUUUGAGGCUGGCUCGAGUCAGUGACCAUGGUCAACGAAGUCAGAGAGGCAGAGGGAGAGGUGGCCAUCAGCUCAGCAGAGGUUGGAGAGAUACUUGGGGCAACAGUGGCUUUAGGGGAAACAGAGGAAGCCACAGCAGCCGCUGGGUGCAGGAUCAGGCCUGUUCACUUAGUGACAUUGCUGCAAACAUCGACGCCUUUGACCUGUACUCCAGCGAUGGACUGAAUGAAAGCGACGAUGAAAACUCUCCCACUAGUGACAUCUCUAGCACCAGCCCAGCCGUGCACUUUGACACGAUGACCUGCGGACUGAAGAAGGUACGUCGACUCUCGACAGAAAACUCGGUGACUGAGCCGACCUUCAUCCACACCACCGAGUGGCUUUGGUACUGGCAGGACGAGUUUGGGAAGUGGAACAUGUUUGCAUCCGCUAUUGGUGGACAUGAAGCAGCAGACAUCAACAGCACAAAGCUGGAGAAGUUGUUCCUGGCUAAUAAUAAAGACGUUGUGGAGUUUUCUGCUGGUUCACACUCGUAUUCGCUCAGUUUCGAGGACAUGAUGCAGACAAACAACCUUAAUGGCACGAAGACGCUUGUGUGCAGACGGCCACGGUUUGUCUCCGCUGUAGACGUGCGAACAAAGAAAGUCAGAAGGCCUGUGGUUCAAAAUGCUGGCCCAGUACCGGACAACUGGGACAAGACACAGAUCCCUGAAACAGGAUAUUCGCAAAUCUCGCUCCAGAGCAGCUCAAGAGAAUUUAAGGAGGUUGAAGCUCUUUUCUGUAAAACCAUGAGAGGCUUUGAUAUCGUCAACAUUGACAGAAUUCAGAACCAAAGUCUUUGGGAGGCCUUUCAGUUGCAGAAGAAUCAGAUGAGGACCAAAAACCAAGGGAGAGAUGUGCCUGAACUGAGGCUUUUUCAUGGCAUCGACUCCAAAUCUGUAAACACCAUCUGCCAUAACAACUUCGACUGCAGAACUCAUGGGAUGGCUUAUGGCAAAGGUAGUUACUUUGCCCGCGAUGCCAAAUGCUUUGAUAUCGUCAACAUUGAGAGAAUUCAGAACCAAAGUCUUUGGGAGGCCUUUCAGUUGCAGAAGAAUCAGAUGAGGACCAAAAACCAAGGGAGAGAUGUGCCUGAACUGAGGCUUUUUCAUGGCAUCGACUCCAAAUCUGUAAACACCAUCUGCCAUAACAACUUCGACUGCAGAACUCAUGGGAUGGCUUAUGGCAAAGGUAGUUACUUUGCCCGCGAUGCCAAAUACUCCCACGACUUCACCGGUGACGCUGAUGUCCGAGCCAUGUUCAUCUCACAGGUGCUGGUGGGAGACUACACCAAAGGGUCCUUCGAUUAUUGCCAACCUCCUUCAAAAGACGGAGGGGACAUAAACUUCUAUGACAGCUGUGUAGACGAUGUAAUGGACCCCGCCAUAUUUGUGGUGUUUGAGAAGCACCAGAUCUACCCCGAGUACCUGAUCCAGUACAAUUAGACAGACGUGUACUGGUGAAAGAAACCAGCUACCCGAUUAGCUUACCAACCCAGCACAGUUUCUUUCAUGUGCUGAUGGUGGGACAAAUGUAAGCACUUUGAGUACUCAGAGUAGAAAAGAGAUAUGAGAACCACGUUUACCAUUAAGCAUUUAGCAAUGUUGGUAAAAAUGUGUGAAUUGUCCUGGGAAAUACUUGGUAAAACUAUUUUAGGUUUAUUCAAAUGAUGAAAAUGCUGAAUAAGCAAGUUUCUUUUGUUUGUUUCGAUGCUCAAACGUUUUCAACUCGACCAAAUGCAAAGGGAUUUUUAAAAGAAGACAAAUUUCCACAAAUCACAAACAUUUCCAGUCAGUUUGUCUUCAUGUGCAAAAGAUGCAGAUAAAAACAGGCGGGCACAAUCCCAUUUGCUGAGGUGUUUUUUAUAGAAAUUACACCAACUUUUAUACAAAAUGUAAUAAUGACAUUUUGUAUCGCUAAUGAUCUCAGCAUAUAUCUGUAUGUAUCUCCUUAAUGGUGGGCCAAUCAAUAACAUUGCAGUUAUUAACAUCUAUUUUAAGCCAUGUCUUUAAGUUUUCAUAUUCAUCGCCCUGACAAUGCGAUGAUGUCUCCAUUUGUUGUUGUUGUGACAUUCAACAUACACAAAGAAAUUUAGUUAUACUCAACAUAAAUACAGAAUGAAGAAUUUGACAAAGCAUACAGGCUUAGCAAAAACCGCCCAUAGGACAGGUUUAUGCGAGUAAUAUAGAUAUGCUGCAGCGUGUUAACCAUAUCGGAAGAAAAGCCUGAGUGCUUUCCUCGUGAUUAUCUCGGGAAGUUUUAUACGUCAUCCACAUUUAGUGGUUAUCAUGCGAAAGCGUCGUACCUAAAACAUAUCAAAUAAUAAAAAGGGAUAACGUUGGAGGCGUUUAGAGCCUCAGAUUCUCGUAAGGAUUUGUCCAAGACACGACGGACUGCGCGUUGGUGCCUGAGGAUAGCUUUGCUGUUUUAGAUGACCUUUGCAAUGUCAGCAGCGAGCAGGGACCAACGUCUGGGAACACGUAUAGAAACAAACAGCAGCAGUGUGCGAUACUCACUGUGCUCGGAAAAGCUUGAGAAGAAGGAAAGCGAAAAACAUGGACCUUCUAGUCCAGCGGUCCCCAACCUUUUUCGCGCCACGGACCGGUUUAAUGUCAGACAAUAUCUUCACGGACCGGUGUUCUGGGAAUCCAUCCUACCUGACAAACCAUCCUACCUGUUGUUUGCACGCAUGCGCACAACACGAAAUUAAGUGGCGACCGUCCUACCUUUGUGAAUAUGAGCGAGAAGCAUACUCCGAUGGGCAAAGUUAAGUGGCAAACCAUCAUGCCUACUUAAAUUUGUGCUGGAAUUAGGAAGUAUAAUGGUUUGUCAGAACACCGGCUUUUAAGGUGUCGCGGAUAAAUACAAGAGAAUAAAAUGAUACGACCAAGACAGAUAUAAUAACAAACGUGGAUUCACUGUGUAAUUGUGUAACUUUAUUAGCAGCGUCCUCCUGAAAUGCGCCAACAACGCUGAGAGUAACA
Neolamprologus brichardi is the source of this 3773-nucleotide messenger RNA. The record is from RefSeq and is a predicted model, not a curated record. Lineage: Eukaryota; Metazoa; Chordata; Actinopteri; Cichliformes; Cichlidae.